This is a messenger RNA of Pichia kudriavzevii, 1659 nucleotides long. RefSeq lists its product as uncharacterized. Lineage: Eukaryota; Fungi; Ascomycota; Pichiomycetes; Pichiales; Pichiaceae. Gene Ontology annotation, molecular function: RNA polymerase I general transcription initiation factor activity; RNA polymerase I core promoter sequence-specific DNA binding. Bases 1 to 1659 code for a protein of 552 amino acids. The record is from RefSeq and is a predicted model, not a curated record. The transcript has a single exon. Gene Ontology annotation, biological process: transcription initiation at RNA polymerase I promoter.
AUGGAGACGCCAUACGAACAGAUCCAUACUGUCUUGGAGAAGAGUGUCGACCGUCGGGGGAGGAUCUUGAACGUGUACGUUCCGCAUUUGGCGAGACACACUGCAGACAGGACCUUUCAGAUUUCAACACGAGCCACACUAGAUGAGGAAACAUUGGAGACGUGGACGGACGAACACAUUCCGUACGAGACGGACCGGCAUGAAGGGGUGUUCCACUCUGGGGAAAUUGUGGGGUUGAGGGAACAGCUGUAUCUCUCUCUGAAACGGUCAUACAGGAAGACUUGGGGAUCUAUCAAUCCUACUCGCAAGGAUCUUCGCAAGUGUCUGAUAUCUCUCUCUGGCCUAGAAGAGUCGAUCCCCCCCGUGUAUUACAACAUAUCCCCCAAGGUGGACGUUGAGCGGGUGUCGUAUAUCAAGUACAACUCGAGAAUCAUUGACAAUCUAUUCUACAUCUCCUUGUACAAGCAAGACUUUGAUCUAUGCUAUGAGUUGUUUCGGAUUCUCGUGUCCACUUUUGAUACCGACAUCUUACAGAUAUGGCCAAUUGGCGUGCACAUUCUUGUGCAGCUCAACGUCGGGGACUUUGUACAGAAAUUACAGGACAUUUAUGAUGGAGAGCUCCCUGAUGACGAGGUCCUUGAAGAUCUGGCCUUUCUUCAAAACAGGAAAAUGAUUAAACUCAUGGCCGGAACGAGCAACAGGCUCCUCUUGGAGGCGUUGGAGCAAAUAGUGGGCAAGCGGCCUCUCCAGGAGAAGGUUCUCAGGUUUUUGGAGCUGAUUCUACGAAGUUCCCGAAACCAGCAUCCGUUGAAAGGCCUGUACCCUGAACAGACGUUGUAUAAGAGAGAGGAGGAUAGACGGACCCGGAAUGGAGACGUGGACAAUGGAGACAAUGGAGACGAGGACGACAGCGAGGACGAGGAGUCUUCUAGUGGGUACGAAGAGGACGAUGAGGUGGAGAAGGAAAAGAGGCGGAUUUUUGAGGGUAAACAAGAAGACGAAGAAGAAGACGAAGAAGACGAAGAAGACGACGAAGAUGAGGAGGAUUCUGACUCGUCCAGCGGAGAGGGAGAAGGUGGGAAGGCUGCCAGUGAUGCGGAGGAAAGAGAUGUACGUAUCUCCAUGUCCUCACUAAGGAAGAGGUACCCGCCAGCGUUGCAUAGACACUCGGCACCACUGCAUCGACACGGAACCAGACGGAAAACACCAACGUUUCUGCUCUCCUACUUGUGGAUGUUGGCAAGAACGGGCGACUUCAAAAAGUUGCAGGAUGUUAUUGAGCCGUUGCUCCUUGUCAUUCCCACCUCGAGUGACGCAAGGGUCGUGUUGGCCGAUAUCAUGUCGCAUGUCAUUGAAAUCGUCUCGUCAGAUGGCAAUACACAAGAGAAAAUGGACGCCAUGCUGGACUCAUGGGAGAGAUGGAAGUUGGAAUACACCAGUAAACGACGGAGCAAAAGAGGCAUUAAACAGUAUGUCCAAUGGGAGAAGAUUGAGACAGCCCUUGAAGAGUUCCAGAAGUUGAUGCAGGAGGAAGAGAGGUAUCAUCAGGAAUCUGCAAAUGCCCACCCGGAAACCCCCACUGAUCACGACAACUAUAUACCCAUAAGUGAGUUUAUGGACAAGUUUGAUUCCUUUGGCUCGGAUUCCGACAGCAGCUGA